GCGCGGUGACGUCACGCGGCGUGCGCCGCUGAUGGUGAACUCUGAACGCGAGAGAGACAGUCGUGCAAAAGCGCGUUGAAUUUUCACUCGAUCCGGAUCAAAACGCGAUAAAUGAAGCGAGACAGCCGUCAGUGUGCUCGUGUUUAACCACAAUACGAGCGGAGCGAUGGUUAACCGAGAGUUUGUGUGGUAAACAACUGCUCAGCACUGACAGUAAACAGUCCAGCCACAAGUUACCAAGUUGAAGGGCGCCGUGUGUCAAUCACUCUCAAGCCCCGCCCAUCAUGACGGAGGUCAGCCUGGUGAAGGAAGGCUGGCUCUAUAAACGAGGUGAGUACAUCAAGACCUGGAGGCCGCGCUACUUCAUCCUGAAGAGUGACGGAUCCUUCAUGGGCUAUAAGGAGAAGCCGGAGCUAACGGAUCAGAGCUCGGCUCCGCUCAAUAACUUCUCUGUGGAAGAGUGUCAGCUGAUGAAGACCGAGCGUCCGCGGCCAAACACCUUCAUGAUCCGCUGCCUGCAGUGGACGAGCGUCAUCGAGAGAACCUUCCACGUGGAGAGCAGCGAGGAGAGGGACGAGUGGAUGCGUGCGAUCCAGGCCGUGGCCAAUGGGCUGCAGGCGCGGGAAGCGGACGAACCAAUGGAGAUCAAGUACAGCUCUCCCGGUGACGUCUGCGGUCUGGAGGACAUGGAGGUGUCUCUGUCCAAAUCCAGCUCCAGAGUGACGAUGAAUGACUUCGAUUACCUGAAGCUGCUGGGUAAAGGCACGUUUGGGAAGGUGAUUCUGGUGCGAGAGAAAGCCUCGGGGGUGUACUACGCCAUGAAGAUCCUGCGGAAGGAAGUCAUCAUCGCUAAGGAUGAAGUGGCACAUACGGUCACAGAGAGUCGAGUGCUGCAGAACACCAGACACCCGUUCCUGACGACUCUUAAAUAUGCCUUCCAGACCCCUGACCGGCUGUGUUUUGUGAUGGAGUAUGCUAAUGGAGGAGAGCUGUUCUUCCAUCUGUCCCGUGAGCGUGUCUUCUCUGAGGACAGAGCGCGCUUCUACGGCGCUGAGAUCGUCUCCGCUCUCGACUAUCUGCACUCACAGAACGUCGUCUACAGGGACCUGAAGCUGGAGAACCUCAUGCUGGAUAAAGACGGACAUAUGAAGAUCACAGACUUUGGUCUCUGUAAGGAGGGAAUCACAGAUGAGGCCACCAUGAGAACGUUCUGUGGAACCCCAGAAUACCUUGCGCCGGAGGUGCUGGAGGACAAUGAUUACGGCCGCGCGGUGGACUGGUGGGGUCUGGGAGUGGUGAUGUACGAGAUGAUGUGCGGACGCUUGCCCUUCUACAAUCAGGACCACGAGCGGCUCUUCGAGCUCAUCGUGAUGGAGGAGAUCCGUUUCCCCAAGAACCUCUCGCCUGAAGCCAAAGCGCUGCUCACCGGCCUGCUGAGGAAAGACCCCAAACAGAGGCUCGGAGGCGGAGCUGAUGACGCCAGAGAAGUGAUGGCGCACAAGUUCUUCUCCGGUAUUCACUGGGAAGACGUGCUGCAGAAGAAGCUGGUGCCGCCCUUUAAACCGCAGGUGACGUCCGAGACGGACACACGCUACUUUGACGAUGAGUUCACAGCGCAGAGCAUCACUGUUACACCGCCAGACAAGCUGAGCCGUCAGGAUGUGGAGGACGCUGGGCCGGUCGCUCACUUCCCUCAGUUCUCUUACUCCGCCAGCAUACGAGAGUGACCGACUCGUCUCUGCUGACGACCCAUAAUGCAUCAUGAUGGACUCUGAGCGACUGCCAGCGCAGACGAAGCUGAAGUCAUGUGGUGUGUGUACAGAUGGAUCUCUCUCACUCAAUGAAUGUAUUGAUUACCGGUGCUCAGAAUG
This is a messenger RNA of Sinocyclocheilus rhinocerous, 1871 nucleotides long. It is a transcript of the gene akt2l, whose product is annotated as v-akt murine thymoma viral oncogene homolog 2, like. The coding region runs from base 285 to 1727 and encodes 480 amino acids. Gene Ontology annotation, biological process: protein phosphorylation. Gene Ontology annotation, molecular function: protein serine/threonine kinase activity; ATP binding. The transcript is spliced from 14 exons. NCBI's taxonomy places the organism in Eukaryota, Metazoa, Chordata, Actinopteri, Cypriniformes, Cyprinidae. The record is from RefSeq and is a predicted model, not a curated record.